Molecule: messenger RNA, 525 nt
Organism: Macrosiphum euphorbiae (potato aphid)
Lineage: Eukaryota; Metazoa; Arthropoda; Insecta; Hemiptera; Aphididae
Source: the annotation of a GenBank genome assembly
AUGUCAAAACUAAAGUUAAUUGACCCUAAAGUAGUGGUAUCUAGAGAAAAUGCUUCUAUUUUCCCCCUUUUAAUUGUGUUACCUCGAUUAACACAAUCAAAUGAUAAAUUAUUACAACAAAUUGAUGAUGAAUGGAGAUUAUUGUUUAACUUUGAAAUUCCUAAUGAAAUACUAAAUCAUUUAGAAGAACCUGAUGUUUUUUGGUUUAAAUUAUCUAAUUUACAGAUGGGAAAUCAAGAGUAUCCAUUUGUAAAUUUGGCAAAUUUUGCAAUUGAAGCUUUAUCUCUUCCUCACUCUAAUGCCGAUUGUGAACGUAUUUUUAGCAAGGUUAAUCUGAUAAAAGUUAAAACUAGGAACUGCUUAAAUACAGAUACAAUUCAAGCAUGCUUAUUAGCCUCGCAAGGAAUAAAAAUAAAAAAUAAUACUUGUAUAGAUUUUGUACCUUCUAAAAAAAUGAUAGAUUCUAUGACAACAAGUAAUCUUUAUGACAACAAUAGUAACGAUGAGUUUUGUUUUGAAGGAUAG